Molecule: messenger RNA, 2522 nt
Organism: Megalops cyprinoides (Indo-Pacific tarpon)
Lineage: Eukaryota; Metazoa; Chordata; Actinopteri; Elopiformes; Megalopidae
Product: hornerin-like
Exons: 3
Coding region: 6-2522 (838 amino acids)
Source: RefSeq, a predicted model, not a curated record
CGAAAAUGGCGGAUGAACUAGAUAGAGUGCGGAUUUCAGCUGCGGAGCUGCGAGCUGGAGCGUCGAACUUGGCCAACCACGAAGAGAGCCUGAGAGACUCGCGAGAGGAGAGGCGAGGCCCGCGUCAGCGCGAGGGGAAGCGGCCGGACCUGCAGCGCUACCAGCCCGUCCUGGGGCCGGGACACAGGCGCAGAGACACCGCAGAGGGAGAGGGGCCCGCGGGCUCCAGACAAACCCAGGGCCUCGGGGAGCCGGAGAGGAUGGAGAAGGCAGAGGACUUCACGCCGGCGACGGACCACGAGACCGCCGCGGACACGAAGGCGUGUCAGGGGAGCGCGGAGAGGCCGGAUAAAGAUGCUGACUGCGCCGGCGCCGACCAGGGCGGCCCGCACACCAUCGGUUCCCAGGACUUCGGCGCGGAGCCCGGCGGUCGAUCAGAUUCGCUUCACCACGCUCGGGCAGAUUCUGCAGGCCCCGACAGCCAGCAGCAGGACUGUCCGAAUCCUGCCGCGGAACCCAGCGCUACCAACGCUUGCGCGUCCCGGUCUCCCAGGCCGGCACGGAAGGUUCGUAAGCCUGACCGGGAGAUAUAUCAGCCGGGAGGGAGGAGGUGUCAGCAGCAGCAGCAUGGCGCCAAGGACACCGGCUCAAGCAAAGAGCCAGAGAGAGCCGCCAGAGAGGAGCAGAGGAGGGACUGCCGUCCGGGCAAGGACGCCGGAGAGAGUGAGGAGCGAGGAGGGGGGAAACGGAGAGAGGACAGAGAGAAGGGUGAGGAGGGCAAGGAGACGGCCAGGAAGCAGGAGCACAAAGCCGCCUCUGCCGAGCAGGGGAAAGGGAAGAGAGAAGCUGGAGGCGCUUCCACUGCAGCUGACGCUGGUGGUGGCGCAGCAGUGGAAAACCUCACAGGCAGGGUGGAGAGGCUGAGCGUCAGCGUUUCCUCAGGGGCGGAGGUGGAGGGGAAGAGAGGAGGGGGCGAGGAGGCCGUCGGGAGGAGGAGGAAAGCGGGGAACGAGGGAAAGAGAAACCGAGCCGGAGGAGGGGGGCCGCGUGGGGGAGACGAAAACGUGGAGAAGAAGAGCGAGAAGAAAGGGAAGGGAAAUCGGAAGAAUAGAGGAGGGGAGAAGGAGGCAGACUGGGAGCCAAAGAAGAGAGGGGGUGAGAGGGGCAGGGUUGUGGGCGACAGAGAGGUGGAUGAGCAGGAGGAUGAGAGGGGGGGAGAGAGGGACAAAGAGAGAGAGAGGGACACGGGAGGGUUUAGAGACAGGGAGAGGGAGCGAGACACACCAAAGGACACGCAGAGGGAUAGAAACAGGGAAGGGGAGGUGGAUAAAGCGAAAGAAAGGGACGGAGGGAGAGGGACGGUCAGGGAGGCGGAGGCAGCAGAGCAGGGACAGGAGGGAGGCGGCAGGCUGCAGCACGGAAGCUCCGGUAAAACAGCCCUCGCGUCGAAGCGCUACUCCAAGUCCGACAAACGCCGGCCCCGUACCUACAGCACCAGCUCGGCCAGCAGCGGGACGAGCAUGGAAGGCCCGGGGGAGGCGGGGAGGAACAGAGGCCCCUUGGGACUGGGGAAAGCGAGGGGCCGAGGGAACGGGGGGGUGUCGCGGCCCGCGUCCGCGGGGAAGGACCGGGAGGACUGGGGGAGGGGGCAACAGCUGCAGCAGAAGAAGAAAUCGACCCGAGAUUUCUCCUCCACCGACUCUCUGGAGGAGAGCGAGACCGGCAGAGAGGGGGAGACGCGGAGGCUGAGGCAGAGGGAGAGGAACAGGGAGGACGACUGGAGCCCCGACAGGAGGGCGGGGGAGGGCCAGACCUCCAGAGGAGGAGCUGGCGGGAGGAGCGUGGGCGGGAUCCUGAGGGUGUCCUUCGACAAGCCCUCGGGCGCCGGGGAGGACCUGCAGAGGAGGCAGGAGGCGGGGCCCCGUGGGCGAGGGAGGGGCAUCCUCGUUCUCCCCACCCAUACUGACAUCACGGUGUCCCCAGAGCCGGGACCCAGGCUGCUGAUUGGAGGGAGAGGCGGGGCCGGCCAGGGCAGGGGCAGAGGAGGCCGGGGAGGAGCCAUCAGGAGACUUUGGGACCCCAACAAUCCUGAUCAGAAACCGGCUUUGACCCGAGGCCAGCAGUACCAGCAGCCCCUACACCUGCAGCAGCAGGGGGGUUACGGUCAGCUGCACUUCCUGGAUACUGACGACGAAGCUGCAGGGAGUCCCCCAGUCCGCCAGGGGGAGCCCUUCCAAAGCUUCCCCACCUCCCAGCAGGCUGCUGCUAUGAAUGCGGCAGCCAUGGCCUACUACAAGUUCCAAAAUUCUGACAAUCCAUACUGCUACCCAAUGCCGCCCAACGCCCCCGCCCGCUACCCGUACCCCUACCACAUUCCCUACCAAAUGCCCGGCGCCAACGGCGUCUACCCCACCACGCCCUCCUUUUACGCGGGGUACGGCCAGCCGCCGGGUGCACAGGGCUACUCCCCGGCGGGGACCCAGCUGACCCCUGAGGAGGCGGAGCUUCAGGCCAGGGGCUGA